This is a messenger RNA of Paramuricea clavata, 3486 nucleotides long. NCBI's taxonomy places the organism in Eukaryota, Metazoa, Cnidaria, Anthozoa, Malacalcyonacea, Plexauridae. The record is from the annotation of a GenBank genome assembly.
UGACCUUGACAUUGAUGCUGGAGUUCAGGGGUAUUUUGAAGGGGAUGCGCCAGAACCAGUGAAGCUAGUGAAGAGAAGAAGAUUAUUAAGUGAAGAAAUUUCAGAAAUCAAAUCGCAGGCUAAUAUUUUGACCACUGAACAUGACCAGAAAGAAGUUCUUCGGGUAUUUGUAACUGACUUUGCUGGACAGUCAAUAUAUUACGAUACCCAUGUCUGCUUUGUGAAACCGCAUUGCCCUUAUGUUUUGGUUCACGACCUUUCUCUGGAGUUUGAUAAACCCGCCGUUCCCAGGUUUAAAGCAAGUGAUAAAGAGGAAGAAAUAGAGAUGAACAAUCCUCAUCUUAAUACCAAUUUAGAUAAUUUUACAUCAUGGUUGAAGUUUCUGCAAGGUUUAGGAGAAUGCCAAGAUCAACAGUUUCCUGAUAAAUAUGGUCACCAUACCACUGCAGAAGGUGAGAACUUUAAAGUGCCACCAGUUUUAAUAGCCUUAACUCACAGUGAUGAGGUGAAAGGCAACGACAGGAAAAUACAUAGCUUACGAAAUAGAAUCAAGAAGGUGUUGUCUGAAGGAAAAUACGAGAUUGUCGUCCCAGGGUUUUUCCUGAUUGACAAUACAUUGGAAGGCGACGAUGGAGACGACGUGCGAAAACUUCGCAGAAAGCUUUUUGACCUCUCGAAUGCAGUCCUUGACCAGGAGAUUUUAAUGCCUGUGAAGUGGCUAGAUUUUGAAGUUGCUCUAAGCCAGAAGCUAUCACCAGAUUGCAAGUAUAUCCCAAUUGACGAAGCUAAGCGGGAAGCGGAGGCCUGUGACGUGGAGUUUGAUCAUGCUAUCAAAUUUCUACACCGCCAAGGUGUGGUCGUACACCACAGUGGAUCCAGCAAGGUUGUAUUGGAUCCUCACUGGCUAAUGAAUCGCUUUACGAAAGUGAUCUCCAUGCCUGUCAAAUUGGAUGCAUUGUCCAGGCACGCUCUUGAUGUGUUCAAGCAGAAAGGCAUUUUGUUUCGAGAAUAUCUUCAGACGCUGGAAGACGCAGAACUUUUAGAAGAGCUUAUGCAAAUGUUUAAUUUGAUUUGUUCUUGCCAGCACGAGGGAAAGGCAGCUUUUUAUGUCCCUUCAGUUGCCCCAGCUAUGUUACCAGGAAAGGAGUUGCAAGCUAGCAAUGUUCCAUCGCUGUUUGUGACAUUUCCUCACAAACUUGUACCGAUAGGCCUGUUUACGAAGCUUCAAGUGAGGUUAAUUUCUGAGUGGAAAAAGCGCUUCCCCAAUCAACAAGCCACGCCUUCUUUCUAUUGCAACUACUCGUUGCUUCCGCUUAUUAUAGACGGCGACGUGUAUCAUGUUUAUUUAAUGGACCUCCACGAGUUCAUUAAGGUUGCCGUUUUUCCUAAACAGGAUGGCAACCAUUUCAAGUUUGCCAGUCAUCUCCUAGCCACCUUGAAAAAGUGCUUGGACGACCUUAAAUCUCCAGAUCAACUAUUCAGCAUGACCAGCUAUGACCUCGAAGUGAAAUGUACCAGCUGUUUUGGUAAAGAAGAAAGAAAAUGUUCUCGUCAUCAUGAGAUCCAGUGUCAUUCAGACCGUUGUGGGCACCGCCACUUUUGGAAGCUUAGUGACCUUCAGAGAUUCUACAACGAUAUGCCCCUUACAGUUUGCCGGUCUGACAAACGCUCGUCCAAAGUAUUUGACAUAAAGAGUGUAAAAAUUUGGCUCAGUACUGGUAAGUGGCUAACACUAAAGGCGUUUUUACUUUGCCAAUUUUGAAAUGUUUAGUUGACAUGUAUUUUUUGUAGAAAUGUAUUUUUUAAGUACUGUUUAAAACAUGAGCAGCAGUGUUUUAUCAGAUAUAAAGAUACGAGGCGAAGCCAAGUAUCUUUAGCUUUGAUAAAACACACACUGCGAAUGUUUUAAAUUACUUCAAAACGCUUCUUUGUGUUUUACGCUUUCCGAAAGUCUCGCGACAUGCAUCCCUCGUGCAUGGAUCACGCAAUCCUGCACGGAAAACCAUUCGGUAUUCCUUUAUUGCUGUACCUUCACAGAAUACAAAAUACAGUGCUUCAUUGAAUAGUAAACUGAUAAAUUACUGAAUGGAAACCCGUAUGGAAAUCAAUUCGCGUUGCGCGUACACGGUUAUUUUUAAAAUUUUAAAAAUUUUCAUAUUUUUUUCGUAUAAAAUGACAAAAAUAUUUGAAAAUUUAGUACUUUUUACUAUACAACAAUGAAUUUCCGAAAUGUAUAAUGUAGGUAUGCUAUUUUGCAUUCUGUGAGCUUUGAUUUAAUGUAAAAUUUAAUCUGAAACGCUUCGUUAAAAAAGCGAGAGCCAGUUGCAGGUAAUCCUUUUUAAUAUUUUUAUGUUUCCGUGAAUGUAGUUUUUCUACGCCUGGCAUACUUACGACAUGUGCGCUAUGGUUUGUCGUGGCUCUUAGCGCCUGAUUCCACGGGCGCUUUCUUCGGCGAAAUGAAUUAGGUGCAUGCGCAAUAAAGAUAAUUAGGAUUCGCGAGAAAAAAGCUUCACCAGUGAGUAGAAAGCCCUGAUUCCACGAGCGCUUUUUGUCAGCGAAAUGCGAAAUAUUUCGCCUGUUUCUUUUGAAUUGCGACCACUCGAAUAAAUUAUUUCUACUUGAUUGCUCACAAUUCAAAAGAAACAGGCGAUAUAUUUCGCCGAGAAAAAGCACCCGUGGAAUCAGGCCUGAAGUCAUGCAGUUCUAGUCACUGCGAAAGCGGAAAAAGUGGGAAAAUUGAAUAGAAUCGCUCAUGUACAACCAUCCGUAUUUCGCAGACACAAUUUCUAACGAAGAAUUGUGCCGUCGUGGAAUCCGGCCUUAACAAACUUAAGUUGUCAUUUGUUUCGCCUCUGGUUAUUCCGGCUCUUGCAAUAGUUGGUCAACUACACGUGCCAUCGCAUAGAUGUUUAUUAAGAGGCAAUAGUCUAGAGGCAAAUUAGGAAACAUUUGAAAAUCCUGAAGUUUUUUUUUGAAUGUUUCACUGUUUGUCCAACUUUGGAAACAGUUCACAUGAUUUUUGCCGCGUACUUGAACUGGUACGACUUAAGACUCAAGGUUUUCUUAAACUUCAAAAUGAAGUACAUAUAUAAUAGUUUUGUUUGUGGAAACACCACUCUCUCUCUUUUUAUCGCCAUGCAAACAUACAAAGAACUUAAAGUACAUAUAGUACAGGUUUCUGAAAGGUACUCAUUCAGUAUCCUAAAACUACGGCUUGUUGCCAAGGAAGAAAGUGAAUCUUAUAUAAUGACUAACUAUCAUGUGAUUUUUGCGAUCAAGCAACGCAGACCUCAAACUCAACGCGAAAUCAAAGUCUAUAUCAUAAUUCGCGCAGCCUUAUAUCCCCUAUGUAUAAUUGUUUCAUCCAUUUUUCAAGUGCCUGAUACAGCUAUGGUAGAAGACAACUCGAACUUUGUAUGGCCAAAUGAAACCUCAAGUGAAGCUUUAAGCUCAGGUAAUUGUUUCGUUAGUUUUUCAAGUGCCUGA